UUCUCUUUCCAAAAGUAUCCUCUACAGUCUACAAGACACCUAAUAAAGAGGUAGACAAAAACAAUAUUUGCUAAAACAAAAACCAGAAAACAAAACAACACAAAAUUUGGUAAAACAAAACAAAAUUUAAGAUGCACAAUCAUUGGAGCUGGGGGAUGCUGCUGCUAAUGGCACUCUACUUACCGCUAAUCACACAACCAUCAAAGGCUAAGGAACUCAGGCCAUCAGAUCAUGGACUAAAGGCGGACCCACCACAAGCAACCCCACCUCAAAUGUCAUCAUUCUUUGGCAACGCCACACAGCCAUUGCCAGAGGCCGCCAAAAACGACAGCGAUCCGUCGUGGACUGCCCAGCCUGUUGGUGGUUCAAAUAAUGUUAGGAAAGUGUUGAUUGUUUCUAGCUUGGUUUGUGGCAUUGCUGGCGUUGGUUUAUUGGUUGUAGCUGGCUUUCUGUUCUUACGUCGAACUAGAAGAAAUUAAUGAUUUGUUAUAGUGCUAGCCAGCUAAUUAAUAAGUUUGUCCUUCUUUUUUUUUAAAGUUUAAUAGCUAUUAUAGAUUUUAGUUUAUAUUUUUUUAUUUAAUGUUGUUUAGAUGUGGAAAAAGCGGACACUCAAAUAAUUGUUGAAUUUAUAUGGUUGAAAUUGAAAUACACA
Messenger RNA from Erigeron canadensis, 652 nucleotides. RefSeq lists its product as uncharacterized. The coding region runs from base 132 to 479 and encodes 115 amino acids. The transcript has a single exon. The record is from RefSeq and is a predicted model, not a curated record. NCBI's taxonomy places the organism in Eukaryota, Viridiplantae, Streptophyta, Magnoliopsida, Asterales, Asteraceae.